Labrus bergylta (ballan wrasse) is the source of this 2757-nucleotide messenger RNA. RefSeq names its product solute carrier family 25 member 18 (gene slc25a18). Lineage: Eukaryota; Metazoa; Chordata; Actinopteri; Labriformes; Labridae. Gene Ontology annotation, molecular function: L-aspartate transmembrane transporter activity; L-glutamate transmembrane transporter activity. Gene Ontology annotation, biological process: L-glutamate transmembrane transport; malate-aspartate shuttle; aspartate transmembrane transport. The record is from RefSeq and is a predicted model, not a curated record.
UGCUGGUGUUUGUGCAACGGCCCCUGAGUGGCGGCUAGCUCUCUCAGAUCGCUCUCGCUUGACUACCAUUGCUGCACACAUUGUUGGAGUGAAAGGAAAGUGGACAGCUUGAUCCUGUCUGUGGGAUGCACCGGCAGAGGUGGUGGGAGAGAGAUUUGGUUUCAGCGUGAGGUCCAUCAGAGCAGAACGGCUGGCCAGGAGGCACAGAUCAAAUAUUGGUGGUUUUGAGCACAACUGAAAAAAAAGGGCAUCCAAACCAGCUGGACCACAAAAAGGAAGAAGAAGAAGAGAGGAGGAGGAAAGAGAAAGAAGCAGAGAGUUGGCUGGCAGGUGAGAGUUGAGCUGCGGUGAAUACUUCGGGCUGCGUGCCAAAGCGUGAGAGGGAAGAGGAAACGAAGGAGGAAGAGGAGGAGAAGGUCUGAGGAGGAGAAGGAGGUGAGGAGGAGGAGGAGGUGAGGAGUAGUGGACCUGGGCCUGGAGCCCAAACAGAAGAAGAAGCAUGGCAGAGAAGAAGGUUAGCCUCCCUGCUAAGCUGAUUAAUGGGGGCGUGGCGGGCCUGGUUGGUGUGACAUGUGUAUUUCCUAUUGACCUGGCCAAGACACGCCUUCAGAACCAGCAGGGUGUCCAAGUCUACAAAGGAAUGCUGGACUGCCUGGCAAAGACGGUUCGCUCAGAGGGCUAUUUUGGAUGCUACAGAGGCGCUGCAGUGAACCUCACUCUUGUCACGCCAGAAAAAGCCAUCAAGCUGGCGGCUAAUGACGUCUUCAGGCAGAAGCUCUCUAAGGAUGGCCAUUUGCCCCUGUGGGGGGAGGUACUGGCGGGUUGCGGGGCGGGGACCUGUCAGGUGGUAGUUACCACUCCCAUGGAGAUGCUGAAGAUCCAGCUGCAGGACGCUGGACGGCUCGCCGCCCAGAGGCCGGUUCAAACUCCCGCUCAGGCUGCCGCUCCUGGUCCAGUUCCAUCGUUGGUGGCCCCCCCACCAGCACGACGGAACCCUCCACCUCGAUCCUCAGCCACGAGCAUCACUGUGGAGCUGCUGAAGACUCGAGGACUGGCGGGCCUGUACCGGGGGGCCGGAGCCACCUUAAUGAGGGAUGUCCCCUUCUCAAUGAUAUACUUCCCGCUGUUUGCCAACCUAAACUCUCUGGGCCGGGAAAGUGUGCCAGGUCGGGGGGAUGUGCAUGCCCGGGCGCCGUUCUGGCAGUCCUUUUUGGCGGGCUGCAGCGCGGGCUCUGUGGCAGCUGUGGCUGUGACACCACUGGAUGUCAUAAAGACUCGUCUGCAGACGUUGCAAAAGGGCGAGGGGGAGGACACCUACAGAGGAAUUGUUGACUGCACACGGCGCAUCAUGACGCGGGAGGGCCCAUCAGCAUUCCUCAAGGGUGCAACGUGUCGAGCUCUGGUCAUCGCUCCCCUCUUUGGCAUUGCACAGGGUGUCUACUUUCUCGGGGUGGGGGAGGCGGCGCUAGGGUUGCUGGGAUAGCGGAGCUUUGGCAUUGGUGGCGGUGGCUCUGUUGUCUCUGUACAGAUAAUUUGCUGCUUUAAUCUGCAGCAUCUAGGUGAACGGUGACUACUGAGAGGGUGAGAAACUCGGCCACGACCUGCUAACCAAAGGAGGAAGGAUGAUGGGAGGUUUGAAGAGAGGCUCUUUUUACUAAUUUGUGGAUCUGUGGGUUCACUCUAAUCAACUUUCUGUAGGUUUUGACAUGCUGUCUGCAGGGUUCCAUAGGUCAAACAGGGUCCUGUUCACGAGUGUGACUAAUCUUUGGGUGUGUGUCCCAAGCUGUCUUGUCCCAGCAUGUUACUGUAACAUAUAUCUUGGCUCUGAGGGAUUAUUCUGAGAGGGCUGCUGCAUGAUUUAAAUGCCUUCCAAUCGGAUCGUUUUUUUAUACAGUAAUGACGAAGACCUCUGCAUCCUCCUGUACUGUAAGUGACAAUUACCCAUUCAAUCAAACUGCACAACCCAUGAUGUCAGAGUCCAAACGUGGUAUUUGACUCGACUUCAAAUGUCAAUCAUUUCAACUUUAAACGUGUUUCUUUGCGAGAGCAUCUCAAUCUCCUUCUGCCUAUCCUGUUAUGCAUUCCUCCCACUCCAUACGUGAGGUCUGAGGUGUAAUCUUGGAUGCCUUCACUGGAUUGGGAGGUGCUGCCUGCCAGAGUCUCUAAGGUCAUUCGAUAAUCUGACGGUAAUGCUUUAAUCCCCGUAUUAGCAGCACAAUAUACCCUAACACACAGCUCACUUCCUGCCUAGAGGCCACAGGUUACACUGCUGUGCCUCUGUCUCGAAGCCUUGCCUUCCUCUUCUCCACAGCUCAGAGAACUAAACCAGGAGAAGCUCAUUUACUGCUUUAGUUACAUUUAAAAGAAAGAAAAAACGUUUGUUGCUUCAAAUGAUGUGCGCACAACAACUUAAAAAAAAAAAAAAAAAACGCAAUUCAAGCCUUAUUAUUGCUGAUAGUUUUUAAAGGAGAUUUCCUGGAAUCGUUGGGGUUAAGUCAAAGAUCUGGUUCUUGAGUCCGAUUCAGCGAGGACAAUUUGAUGUGUAAGACCCAUGGAGGGAGUAUGGCAGCUCGCCAGCUGUUUGCCAUUUCUUAAGUCCACUGGGUGGCACUAAAAGUUUUUUUUUUUUACAUUUCUAAUGCAAGACAAAUUUUGACUAGUGGCUAGUUUAUCUAGGCUACUACAUCUUCCUCAUCGUAGACAGAACAGAGAGUCAAUGUUUGUUUACAAGCUGUAAAUAAAGAUAUCUCAUACAUG